AUGAGCUCUCCUCGAUUUUGGAGUCAACCGGUCAAGUACCUCCGCUACGCUUCUUAUGACCGCCCACAUGUUGUGCUUGCAUUUAUUUUGGGCGUAGGUGGUCCUCUUGCCGCCGUCACGCUGUACAACACCCGUGAGAAGUAUCUCUACAAGGACGCACCUUUGAUUCCCUUGAGCUAUCCUCUGCCUGCCAAACGUGAUACUACUUUGACUGGCUACGACGAUUAA
Wickerhamiella sorbophila is the source of this 228-nucleotide messenger RNA. RefSeq lists its product as hypothetical. Bases 1 to 228 code for a protein of 75 amino acids. NCBI's taxonomy places the organism in Eukaryota, Fungi, Ascomycota, Dipodascomycetes, Dipodascales, Trichomonascaceae. The transcript has a single exon. The record is from RefSeq and is a predicted model, not a curated record.